Molecule: messenger RNA, 1806 nt
Organism: Rhododendron vialii
Lineage: Eukaryota; Viridiplantae; Streptophyta; Magnoliopsida; Ericales; Ericaceae
Exons: 11
Coding region: 304-1281 (325 amino acids)
Source: RefSeq, a predicted model, not a curated record
AGUCAUCAGUCAACGCUCUUUCCUUCCAACUCCAUUGGCGGAGUGUUUCUCUCUCUCUCUCUCUCUCCAAUGGAUUGUGAUCAUCAAAGUCCAUCAUCGGAAGAGACGAAGAAGUAGGUAUGAACAAGAAGAAAGGACAAAACAGCUUACCUGAUUUCCAUACUGAACAACGGUUUUGAUAACAUAGUUUCUGGCUUUGGAAGCAGUUUGAGCUAUACCCCAUUGCAUACCAAUCACUCGCGUCAGUCUCGUUUGCUUCUUGACAGUAAGGUAGGUGGAGAUAGUGCAAACACCAAAAUUUGGAUGGGUCAGGUUGCGGAUUUGGAUGGUCUUAUUGAGGAGCCACUGAUAAAGGAAUUCACCUUCCUUGCGAAAUCCGCUCCUUUCAAUAGCUGUCAUGCCUCUACAUUUGUAGAAGUUGAUAAAGAUCACUUUUUAUUGGCUUAUUUUGGGGGUUCAUAUGAAGGAGCACCUGACGUCAAAAUUUGGUUACAAACAUACCAGGAUGGUCAAUGGGAUGCUCCCGUAAUUGUUGAUGAACAAACCGAUGUUCCAAUGUAUAACCCAGUUCUGUUUAAACUCCCAUCCAAUGAGGUGCUUUUGUUCUAUAAAAUUGGCCCGGAAGUUCAAAAAUGGAGUGGAUUCAUGAAGCGUUCCUACGAUAAAGGUAUCACUUGGACAGCAAGAGAACAGCUUCCUCCUGGUAUUUUAGGACCAAGCAAGAAUAAGCCCAUAUUGCUGGAAAAUGGCAACUUGCUGUGUGGAUCGUCUGUAGAAAGUUGGAGUUCUUGGGGAGCUUGGGUCGAGAUGACAGCUGAUGGUGGUAGGACAUGGAGAAAGUAUGGACCGAUAUAUAUUGAGGAUGAGCCUCUCAGCGUGAUUCAACCAGUUCCAUAUGAGACUGAAAAUGGGACCUUGCGUCUUCUGUUGAGAUCCUUUGACGGAAUUGAUAGAGUUUGCAUGUCGGAAUCCCUUGAUGGUGGCCUGAGCUGGGGUUAUGCAAAACCUACUGAACUACCCAAUCCAAACUCAGGGAUUGAUGGAGUGAAGUUAAUGGAUGGCCGCCUCCUACUUGCUUACAAUACAGUCUCCAGGGAAACUCUCAAAGUUGCCAUCUCGCCCGAUGAUGGGGCCACCUGGCAGGAGGCCUUGACAUUGGAGGAUGAAACAGGAAUGGAAUUCUCUUAUCCGGCUGUUAUACAAGCUAGUGACGGAUUAGUUCACAUCACUUAUACAUAUAACAGAACUCAGAUUCAGCAUGUUGUUCUACAACCAUACUGACACCAGGGCAUAUCGGUACCAAAACUUUUAGAUCAAAGAAGCAUUUUAGCAUAUGCUGCCUAGCAAAGCUCUAAAUAUUGUGUUCAUGUCAACGCUUUCAACAAUUGGAGCUAAACUCAGCAUAUCCUAUGAACUGGUUCGUUCCCGUCGCAGAAUUUUGAUGGUGCUCCACUUGAUGCUGUUGUAAAUUAAAAGACCUUGCAAAGGGAUACUCAGUGCAUGAGGCUCCCGCUGUUGUACGGUCCGGGUAGGAUUGGAUGUAAACUACAAGAUUUUAAAAGAGAGAAAAUGCAAGACGUGUCUGUAAGUUACGUUUUGUUUCGUUUGUUUCCUUCUUUUUUACAUUGUUAUUUACUUUUGUAAAGUAUAUUUCUCGACCUAAAGGCACCACAAUGAUGAGUGCUUCGAAAUUGUAUGGGGUUUUUUUGGUAGCUGAGGGAAAUAGUUACUGGGUGUUAUCUAAAUUUAUGGACAUGCACGUUUACCCUUGUAUACAAAUGAAAGCAUGAGUUAUUUACCUAUUCA